AUGUCGUCCUCCUCAAGCUCGAGAUCUGGAUCUCGACCUCCCCCCACAACCAGCACCAGCACCACCGCAACCACCCCCUCCUCUCUCCAACAAUCCGCCGCCUCCUACUUCUCCUACCCAGUCACCCACGUCGUCUCCGGCCUUUAUCGCCGCCUCACCGACCCCUCCACCAACACCACCAACAACAUGCGUCGCAAAACCACCACCACCGACACCACCACCAACAACAACCCAGUCUUCACCCCCAUCCGCACCGCCUCCCCCUUCCAACCCCCUCCUCUUACCCCCCUCACCCUCUCCGACCCCUCCACCCUGCUCACACGCUCCCUCGCCGAAGAAAUCCGCCUCCUGGUGCCCCCGCGCCUCCAGCUCUGCAACACCUGGCACCUAGCCUACAGUCUGGACCGCGACGGCGCCUCCCUUUCCACCCUAUACGACAACUGCCGCGAUAUCGCAUCUACCCGCAGCCCCCGCGCCGGCUACAUCCUCGUCAUCCGCGACGCCUCGCCAUCGUCGAACGCCGUCUUCGGCGCCUACAUGACUGAUCCUCCGCACCCGGACUCGCAUUACUAUGGUACCGGGGAGUGUUUCCUCUGGAGGGCGAGCGUGUUGCCGCCUGCCACCGCUAUGCUCAGCAAUUUCAGUAACGCGAAUGGGGACAAUGGUGGUGAGGAAGGGGUAGAGGCUGAUAUCCGCUUCAAGGCGUUUCCGUAUAGUGGGGUUAAUGAUUAUAUGAUGUUUUGUGAGACUGGGUUUUUGAGUUUGGGUGGAGGUGAUGGACACUACGGCCUAUGGGUCGACUCGAGUCUCGAAAAAGGCGUCAGUGCGUCGUGCCAGACUUUUGGCAAUGAGCCGCUCUCGGACGAGGGCGUCAAGUUCGAUAUCAUUGGUGUGGAGGUGUGCUACUAG
Molecule: messenger RNA, 909 nt
Organism: Aspergillus niger
Lineage: Eukaryota; Fungi; Ascomycota; Eurotiomycetes; Eurotiales; Aspergillaceae
Exons: 4
Coding region: 1-909 (302 amino acids)
Biological process (GO): response to oxidative stress
Cellular component (GO): nucleus
Source: RefSeq, a predicted model, not a curated record